Helicoverpa zea (corn earworm) is the source of this 2672-nucleotide messenger RNA. RefSeq lists its product as uncharacterized. NCBI's taxonomy places the organism in Eukaryota, Metazoa, Arthropoda, Insecta, Lepidoptera, Noctuidae. Bases 182 to 1900 code for a protein of 572 amino acids. The transcript is spliced from 10 exons. The record is from RefSeq and is a predicted model, not a curated record. Gene Ontology annotation, molecular function: protein binding.
AGCUCUCACGGUGCUUACGGCUUUGCUUCAGUUUGGCGGGCUUAGCGUCAGCCAACAGGCGUGUGCGGUGUGGUCACUCCAACGAACAUUUGGCGGGAACGGAAAGCUCGCGCUCGCGGAAAUAUUAAUCGCAAAAACAAAGCGAUCUACAAAUAAUAAGUUUAUGUGUAUAUCGUGAAUAAUGUCUAUAAAAUCGAGUCCCUUGAUGCUUUUACGAUGGUUCAUCGUAAUAAAUAUUAUGAUAGUACAAGCAGAUAACAGAGCAUCGUAUCUGGGCGCUCGGUGCCGCGCUAAGAGCGACUGCGGCGUCACAAACUCGCACUGCGAAAGAGGCGUGUGCGCAUGUCAACCGUACUACGCGCGAGUUGACAACUCUACCUGCCUUGAAUCGACGCUCUUAGGAUCAGAAUGCACGGUAUCGGAGCAGUGCACCCUGAAGGUGGCGUACUCGGCCUGUCUGGAAGGAGUCUGCCGGUGCACGGAUGGACAUCUGCAGUUCAGGAAACACACGUGUCUCUCUCCUGCACCGCCCGGUCACGUCUGCUACAGCAAUGAACAUUGUCGCUUAUGGGAUAAGGAGAGUCGCUGCGAGUUCGUCAUACUUAACCUCUUCGGAAGGUGCGCGUGCAACAGCCUCUUCAAACAAAUCGGAGACAAGUGUGUAGCUCAGAAAAUCCCCCCAUAUGCCACUGAAGCUGUCGUAGCUGAAAUGGACUCUGUUGUAGCUCCUUCAAACGGUACAAUACCAUAUAAAGAUCCAAGUCCAACCGUUCAGCUAACGUCAACUUCAGUUAAUUCAUUCGGAUCUCCACUCGCUAUAGUCAGUUCGGACGAAAUUCAGCCAAGCAAAUUACCUACGUAUGCUAGCAAAAACGACGUAUUUAGUACAGACGAAGACAGCCCCUUGAUGCAAGCCGUCAUGAAAGUCCCAAGCGCUGAACCAACGAAGCGUUUACCAGUUUCGAUUAGAAAAGACGGCGAGCCGAAUGAAACAAUAAGGGUAGACGAAAUGACAGCUAAUUUGCAUGCAAAUGACCAGCCAAUUUAUAGGGUUGUAACUCAACCAUCUGUAGAAAAGAAAUCCAACAAAAAAAGCGGAUCGUCAAAGGAACAAGGUACUUCAGUCAGUAAGCCUCACAAGGCCGGCCAUCAAAAGAAGUCAUCUUUAAAAGACAAGCAUCGUAUUCGCGCGGAUACGCCAGUUUACGACCUUGGGCCUGCAUCUCUAGGAAUGCCGUGCCUUACAGACCCGCAGUGUCAACAAGUGGAUCCCUACACGCGAUGCCUCAACAAGAAAUGUGACUGCACGUACCGAACAAACUCAACUUCAGCUUGCUCGGCUCGUAAUAGAGGCUGCUUGCCAAACACGUUCCAAUGCCGGUCUACGGGAACGUGUAUAAGUUGGUACUUCGUCUGUGAUGGACGCAAGGAUUGCCCAGACGGUUCCGAUGAGAAAUGUCAAGGUACUGGUAAAGAACUUACAGGGGAGCGUUGUCCAACGAACUCGUUCAGAUGUGGAGGGCCUGGAUCUCCAUGUGUGUCGCGAGCGUCCCGGUGUGAUGGAACUCCUCAGUGCCCAGGGGGAGAAGACGAGAAGAACUGCCGGGCUACUCGACGUAAGGGAUGUCCGCGUCAUACAUUCCGUUGUGGUUCAGGGGAGUGCCUUCCCGAGUAUGAGUUCUGCAACGCAAUAAUAUCUUGCAAAGACGCGUCCGACGAGCCACCACACCUAUGCAACGAGCAGUCAAGAUGGCGUGCGGCUGACUUCUGUCCGUUCCGAUGCGGUAAUGGUCGGUGCAGGAGUACGGCGGUCGCGUGCUCGGGACGCGAUGGUUGCGGAGACAACAGUGAUGAAAUAGCAUGUAGUGUUUGCAGAUGUCCUGCCCCACCGCAGCCUUGAGCGUCAGUGCAUCGAUAGACACGCUUUAAAGUUGAACAUCCGACUGGAUCUCAAUGCUCAAUAUUUUGUAUAAACAGUAAGAGAUUGCUGCUUUAUUUAGUGCUUCAAUGCUAUGGGAAGCUUUUAGGAAAAUCAAAAUUCUAGCUCUGUCAUAAAACUUUCAGAGUCACUUGCUCAGGUAGAUUUUCUCCUAACAUUGUAUUUUCUAUGUUGGACGGAAGAAGAGAUCAACAGUUUGUAACCUGAAAAAUACGUACAGUUAAAUAUUUUACUGUUUUGCAAAUAUUUUAAAAAUAAAACAUUCGUAUUUCAAAUAGUUUUAAUAACGCUUAAAUGUAAAUAAACUUUUUUACUAUUUAAGAAUGCACGUGACCAGCGAACAUGUAGACAUUUCGGUAUUUUUUGAUAUUCUUGUGCUCAUAUAACAGUAAUAUGAUUUACAAAACUUUAAGUUAAGUAUAAUAUUUAAAACAAGACUGAAGAGUGAUACCCGUGAAUAUUUCCUUGUGAAUUAGAUAAACGCGUUUAAUGCAGCGAGCCCACUCAAAAAGGUUGUAAAUAUUUUUAUUUUUUUACGAUAGUCAUUCGUUUGGCACAGACAUCUUAUUUACGUAUUCAACAGACUAUAAAAACGUAUAAUUAAGAUUUUUAUUUAAGUUUCUUGUGUUUUGUGUGAAUUUACCUGGCUAAGCGCAGUCAAGUGUAACUUAUUGUAAUAUAGUGUGGUUAUGUGUGUGAAUGUGAUAAUGUAUUUAUUAAAUUAAUUUCAUUA